Dromiciops gliroides (monito del monte) is the source of this 4054-nucleotide messenger RNA. It is a transcript of the gene MRPL50, whose product is annotated as mitochondrial ribosomal protein L50. The coding region runs from base 3210 to 3764 and encodes 184 amino acids. Lineage: Eukaryota; Metazoa; Chordata; Mammalia; Microbiotheria; Microbiotheriidae. The record is from RefSeq and is a predicted model, not a curated record. Gene Ontology annotation, cellular component: mitochondrial large ribosomal subunit; mitochondrion. The transcript has 2 exons.
CACACAGCUACUAGUGUCAAGUGUCUGAGGCCGAAUUUGAACCAAGUCCUCCGAAUCCAGGCCGGUGCUUUAUUCACUGCCCCACCUAACUGCCCCUCUGUGUUUAUUUUUAAAGUCUAAAUUGGUUGAUGAGCAACCUGUGCAUCCAUAUUUGUUUCUGCAGAUAAAUCCCAUUUUUCCUUUUCAGUGGCAUUGUUUCCCUUUUCUUAUCUUUAGAAUUUAACUCUUGAGUAUCUCCCAUUCCUCCUGGCCAGACUUGCCCAAAAGCUAUAUAGUCCUUGGGAGUUUACCUAGUUCAGGGAGGAGUAGCAUCUCUGGUGUGAGGGCUGCUCAUCCACUUUUGAUGUCCACCUAUCACUCAACUCUUGCCUAUAGCUCCAAGUAGUUGUAGUAUGUCUCAGAGGCUAUACCCUGGUAAACUGUCUUGACAGAUGGGCUAAACCAAGUUGAGAGCAACCAAUAGGCCUCAAAUCCAUUAGUGAGUUAGAGGGAUGUCUACAACAAAGCAUAUGAAGGCUUCCCCUGGUGUAAUAGGUGAAUGAGAACAAUUUGUUCCAACAGCCAUGGAAGCAGCUGAAGCAGGCACUGUGGAGCAAUUAGAGCUAGGUCAAACAUCAAAAACACCAAGGUCAUCUACUGUAUCCAGGGAUAUCACCAGCCAUCUUGACUUUUGUCCUGCCACUGGACUUCAAUGACUCUGGAAGAGAGAGUGAGGACAAUAACUGUGCAACUAUGCCUCACUUAAAUCAAUUCAUGGGCAAGUCAAGACAUCACUCCAUGAUGUCAUUGGUCUUUGAAAGCAACAACAUGGAUCACAAGAGAAAAUGAUGAGGUCACAAUUGGCUCAGCAUAGCCACUUAUCUCUAUCAGGGAGAAGAUAAUUAAACACUAAAAUACCCUAUCAGCUCCUCCUCAGAAGGGAAAUGAACUUGGAGUUCCAAAUGAAGGAUCAGCUUAUUAAGAAUGACUCUGGUGGGGCAGCUAGGUGGCGCAGUGGAUAGAGCACUGGCCCUGGAGUCAGGAGGACCUGAGUUCAAAUCUGGCCUCAGACACUUAACACUUACUAGCUGUGUGACCCUGGGCAAGUCACUUAACCCCAAUUGCCCCACUAAAGAAAAAAAAAAAAAGAAUGACUCUGGCAAGAGAGACAUUCUCUGUGAUUAUCACCUAUUUCCUUUUCCUUUAUAGAGAUGGACAGCUGAGGCAUCCUCGAUCUCCUGAGGGAUAACUUCCUCUUGCCGUAUAACUUGGAGGAUUUUAGUCAGCUUUUGAAUGACUAGUGGACCCCCUGCCUGGUAAAAUUACAAGGUGUAAUGGAAUCAGCACCAGGUUCUUUGCCAUAUCAGAGGAACCUAAUAGCAUUCAAAACCUCUUCUUCAGUUGGAAUUUGGCUAUAGAGGGAUUAACUUCAACCUGAGGUAUACAGUUACUGGCUUCAGCAUUGAUUGAUGAGAACACUAGUCUGUUGAAAACACUGUGGUAGUGUUCAGCUCAUCUUUCCAAGAUCAUGUCCUUAUCACCGAUCAGUGUGACUCCAUCAGUGUUGAGUAGUUGAGAUGCACUAUAGGUGUUUGGCCCUUAAAUACCCUUAAGGGAAUCAUAGAAGUGCUUUGGGUUGUUACUAUCAGUGUUAAAUCGAAUUUCAUGUGCUUUCUUACUGAGCCAAGAAUCCCACAUCUCUCUAAGCAUUGCAGCACUGAUCCUUUGAAUCCCUCAACCAGAAAUCCUGUCCCAACCAGGUUGCUGGUUCACUUUAAUAUACUUCACUGCCUCACCAUUCAGAAGGCUCCAUACUUCCUAGGAAUGAUCCCAUAGCCAGAAAAUUUGGGGAAACCCCAUUCCUCUUUCCCUCCUGCUCAACAGCUUGCGUUAUUCCCACAGGACAUUAUAAAAGGCUAUCCCUCCCUCCUAGAAGGCUUUUUGGUGGUCCUAUGUUUUCUCAAUCAACAGAUGCCAACAACACAAUGAAUAUUUACCUAGCGCUUUAAGGUUCUCAAAAUACUGUACACAUAUUAUCUCAUUUGAUCUUUACAAUUACCUUAUGAGAUAAGUGCCAUUAUCAUUCCCAUUAUACGGAUGUGUAAAGUUACUCUGAGAGAGUCAAGAGACUUGCCCAGGGUUCUACAACUAAAUAAGUAUCUAAGGUAGCAUUUGAACUCAGGUUUUUCUGACUUUAAGUCCCCCACACUAUCUGCCUCUAACACAACUAUUAUUCAGUAAAAAAAUGUUGUGUGUAUGUGUGUGUGUGUGUGUUUUUUAAGGGGCUCUCCAACUGGAAAAAGUUGAGAGCCUAUGUUGCAUGUCCUUGAUUUCAGAGUUCGCAGUCCUCUGGUUUUCCUGCAGUACUUCCCUAAGGCCCCCCUAGGCUCCCUCCCCUCCUCUCUGAUUUAUUCCUCAGUUCCAAGGGUGCAAUGGAAAGCACAUGGAAUUUGAGGUCGAGAAACUUGGAUUCAGAUAGGAGCUCUGCAGACUGGCUGGGUGAUCUUGGGCAGGUGCCUGACCUCAGCUCAUCCGUAGCUUCUGUUUACUCAUCUGCUUUUAAGAGUAGGGCUUUUUAUCUGUCUUUUAAGAGUAGGGCUUCUUCCGGGGUAGCUAGGUGUCGCAGUGGACAAAGCACCGGCCUUGGAUUCAGGAGUACCUGCCUCAGACAUUUCACACUUACUAGCUGUGUGACCCUGGGCAAGUCACUUGACCCCACUGCCCCGCCAAAAAAAAAAAAAAAGAGUAGGGCUUUUUCAACAUUUUCCUCUCCUGAUCCCUUUUCGACCGAGAAAUUUUUUAAUUGACCAGGGUUAUGUAAGUGUAUAAAAUAGGUAUACGUAAUCUUUUACUGUGGCCAAAUUUUUCACGACCCCGCAUUCAGUUACGCGACUCCAUAUGUGGUCACGACCCACAGUUUAAGCUUUGUUUUAGAGACAACCUAUGAUCUAAUUACUGGCGUCCCUUCUACCCAAGCUGCUUUAUCCUGAUUCCUCCUCUAGAAUAGAAGGGGAUGGGAGGAGUGGUGGUGUAAGCUUUACUUCCUUCCCGAAUAAAGUAUAAACUUAACGGACUCAUUACGGAACUUGACUCCUACUACCCCUGGGACUUUCUGAUUAGGAACGUUGAGCAUCUUGGAUGGGACCCCUUAGACGUGCCCUGUCCCGGACUACAACUCCCAUCAUGCCCCGAAACCUCCAUUUCCAGGUCCUUAGACUACACUUCCCUGCAUGCAGUUGGGCGCUGGGGCUGUGCCAGGUGGGGGCGGAGCUCGCGCUACGGCUUCACGCGUCUCGACUGUCAUGGCGGCGGUGGUUGGAUUACAUUCGUCUUGCAGGCGACUCGCGAGGACAGUUCUGAGGACCCCACGCCGGGCCCUGUGGGGCCAAAACAGAACGAAGCAAGAAGAAGUAAAGGUUCCUGAGAAGGCAGUAGAGAUUAAAGAAGAGCCUGUUCUGGAAUGUCCACCACCACGAAGUCGAAAGUACAUUCCUCCUGAGGAUCUCCAGAGUUGUGUGGAAUCUCAUGUCAGGAGAGUUUUUGGUACACACCUUAAUAAUGAUUGGCAAGAAACUAGCUUGGAAAAUAGUCAGCUGAAGUUUUCUCUCUUGGCACAACUGGCUGAAGAAUUUGGCCAUGUGGUACCCAACUCUAGGCUUCAUCAGAUGCGCAGUGUCAAGGAUGUUGUUGAUUUCUAUAGCAUACCUGUGCAGGAUGGAACUAAAUUUGAUGAGAUUAGCUCCAAGCAACUGCCUUCCAACUUGAAAAUCACCUGGAAUUACUGAGGCAAAUUGAACUUGAAUUUUAUUUUUCCUCUAAAGGAGAGAGAUUUCUCAUCAACCUUUUUAAAAUUUGGCAUCGUGUAAAAUUGUUCUGCUAGAGCUCUUGUUACCAGAAAUAACAUAUUUUGAUUCACUAGUGACCUCAUGUGUUAAGAAAGAGGAAAGAUAAGGAUUUGUGGUUUUUUUUUCCUGCUGGAGAACAGUUUUCUCUCCUGUUCUCUAUGGAAUCAGAUGAUUUAUGCUCUACCCAGAAUACGUGUUUGUUUAAUAAAUACUUAUUGAAUUAAUUUGAA